Messenger RNA from Adineta steineri, 1785 nucleotides. The record is from the annotation of a GenBank genome assembly. NCBI's taxonomy places the organism in Eukaryota, Metazoa, Rotifera, Eurotatoria, Adinetida, Adinetidae.
AUGAUUGAUAAUCCUGAAGAGCAACUCCAACGUGUUGUGAAUCGAUUACGAAAAGUUGUUGAAGAUUAUUCAGCACAGCGUCAAUUCGAAUCGGCUGCUUUUUGGGGUGAUAAAUUACUUUCAUUAAAUCGAAAUUCAUCUGAUGAUUUACUCCUUGUCGCCAAAUGUUUUAUGUCCAAUGGUGAUUACAAUCGAACACGUAUUCUUCUUGAAAAUUCUCCUAUGUAUCAUACAGAUCCUCAAUUUAAAUAUCUUGUUGCACUCUGUCAUUUUAAUUUAAAAGAUUAUCAAACAGCAGCAAAUGUUCUCGAAAUACUUGAAGAAAUCUUAGAUGUCGAACAACAACAACAACCAGGAACAUCAUUUAAAACACCAUUUACACCUAAAACUACGAAUAUGGAAUUUUCCAAUCCUCUUCGUGCAUCAAUCUGUUUAUUACGCGGUAAAGUUGCUGAAGUUCUUGGUUCAUUACAACAAGCAAUGAAAUUCUAUGAAGAAGCACUUCGUUUCGAUGUUUUUUGUGCCGAAGCAUAUGAAAAAUUAAUUAAAAAACAUAUGUAUACACCAGAAGAAGAACAACGAUUAGUUGAACGAAUGAUCAUUGAAAAGCAAUGUGAUACUGAUACUGCUUCAGUUGUACGAUGUUUAUAUGAACAAGAAGUGCAUCAAUAUAUGAAACCAAUUGUUGUUAAUCUUCCAACAUAUACAAUCGGUUUAUUAAAUGAUAAUGCUGAUUAUUGUAUAAAUAUUGCAGAAAAGUUUUAUUAUAAUUAUAAAUUUCGUGAAUCAUUCGAUUUAUGUAAAAAAGUUCUCACUCAUAAUCCAUUUCAUCAACAUGGUUUAUUUAUAUAUAUUGCAUUACUUUAUGAAAUGAAAGAUAAAACUGAAUUAUUCAGCUUGGGACAUCGAUUAGCAAGACAAUGUCCUGAAAAUCCCAUCAGUUGGUUAGCUGUUGGUUGUUAUUAUUUGGUAACAAAAAAACCUGAACCAACACGUCGUUAUUUAGCUAAAGCAACAUCAUUAUGUCGAAGUUUUGGUCCAGCAUGGCUUGCAUUAGGUCAUUCUUAUGGUCUCGAAUCUGAACAUGAUCAUGCUAUAUCAGCUUAUUUCACUGCUGCAGAUGUUAUGCGUGGUUGUCAUUUGCCAAUACUUUACGUUGGCCUUGAAUAUAGUUUAACAAAUAAUCUUCGAUUAGCUGAACGUUUAUAUUCUGAAUCAUUAAAAUUUUACCCCGAUGAUCCAGCUGUACUUCAUGAAUUAGGUGUAAUUAAUUAUCUUAAUCGAGAAUAUAAUCAUGCAUCACAUUUCUUUCAACGUGCUUUAGCUAAAGUUGAAGCGAUUGAUCAAGUGGAUUUAUUACCUUAUUGGGAACCAUUAUUUAAUAAUAUGGGACAUGCAUGUCGAAAAUUAAAAAAAUAUGAAGAAGCAAUAGCUCAUUUUAAAAAAUGCCUUGGUUUAACACCACGUAAUCCACAAACACUUAUUGCUAUUGGAUUUGUUCAUGCUUUACAAGGAAAUUAUGGUCAAGCUAUUGAAUAUCUUCAUCAAGGUCUUUGGUUAAGUCCAGCUAGUUCAUUUGCUCAAACACUAUUAAAUAAAUGUUUCAACAUGACACAAAGUAAAACUUACGUCGAACAAUUACCAGAACCACCAAAUGAUUUAAAUGAAUAUUUAUCAUCACGACAAAAUAGCACAAUUACUCAAGCAGAUAUUAUCCCGGUUACUCUUCCAUCUUCAGUCUUAGAAGAAUCUGAUCAAGGCGGCACAUCCAUGAUUACAACAUAG